Molecule: messenger RNA, 6737 nt
Organism: Poecilia reticulata (guppy)
Lineage: Eukaryota; Metazoa; Chordata; Actinopteri; Cyprinodontiformes; Poeciliidae
Gene: cluha
Product: CLUH binding protein of NUMT mRNA a
Biological process (GO): organelle organization; intracellular distribution of mitochondria
Cellular component (GO): cytoplasm
Molecular function (GO): protein binding; mRNA binding
Source: RefSeq, a predicted model, not a curated record
UACUGUUUUAAUUCUUAGUCCUCUUCGUAAUGACUUCAUCAUAAUUAACAUUCAUCUGGUGUAAGAAUGACAGUGCUCCUCUGUCACCGUGAUUUUUUAUUUCAAAAUACUCCUUUCAUUGCACCACUUUGACUCUGCUCGGGCUCAUUUGUCGCAUGUGGCUUUCCGUAGCGCCACGCUCGGUAGGUGGAGAUCAUCCACGCAAAGGCAAAGAGGUCAAGAGGAGGGGAGGGAAACCACGUGUGUUGAGCACCACCACCAUGUACAGCUCUGUCCUUCCUCUGUAGCCUUGUUUUUGUAAGCCGCUGCUACCCUUCGCAUGUAGACUCCGGACCAGCUGUGAGCCUCAGAAGCGGACCGGUUCUGAUUCUGCUUUUCGACUUAAAACCACAGCACACUGCUGAGAGCUGAAAGCUGCACGGAGGGGGGCAGUUUCUGGAGCCACACACUGACUGCCGACCAUGGUGAGCAAGACAGAUGACAUCCCGGCAUCAGUGCCUGACUGUAAUCCGGUGGAUCUCCAACGGGACGGAGCCCAGGAGGGCACUGGGACCAGUAAGGGCUGCCUGAAGGAGUCCUGCGGCUGUGCGGGUCACAGCGCAGGAACGGCCAUGGUGAACGGAGACGGCGCCCACACAGAGGAGGGAGAGUCGAAGCAGGAUGAGAACAGCGAGGCGGAUGGCGGCGAGGACUCCAACGAACAGGAAGUGAUAGUGAUCCAGGACACGGGCUUCACCGUCAAGAUACAGGCGCCCGGAACCGAGCCGUUCGACCUGCAGGUGUCCCCCCAGGAAAUGGUGCAGGAAAUCCACCAGGUGUUGAUGGACCGGGAGGACACCUGCCACCGCACCUGCUUCUCCCUGCAGCUGGACGGGAAUGUGCUGGACAACUUCGCCGAGCUCAAGUCCAUCGAGGGUCUGCAGGAAGGAUCGCUGCUCAAAGUGGUUGAAGAACCGUACACUGUGCGUGAGGCCCGCAUUCAUGUGCGGCACAUCAGAGACCUGCUGAAAAGCCUGGACCCCUCAGACGCCUACAACGGCGUGGACUGCAACUCGCUGUCCUUCCUCAGCAUCUUCACUGAUGGAGACCUCGGAGACAGUGGAAAGCGAAAGAAGAAGGGCACCGAGCUGGAGCAGAUCGACUGCACCCCUCCGGAGCACAUCCUGCCUGGCAGCAAAGAGCGCCCCCUGGUGCCCCUCCAGCCACAGAACAAAGACUGGAAGCCCAUGCAGUGCCUGAAGGUCCUGACCAUGAGCGGCUGGAAUCCUCCGCCUGGAAACAGGAAGAUGCACGGCGACCUCAUGUACCUGUACAUCGUGACUGUGGAGGAACGCCACGUCAGCGUCACGGCCUCAACGCGAGGCUUCUACCUCAAUCAAUCAACAACCUACACCUUCAACCCCAAGCCAGCUAACCCCAGCUUCCUGAGCCACUCUCUGGUGGAGCUGCUGAGCCAGAUCAGUCCUGCCUUCAAGAAGAACUUCACCUCGCUGCAAAAGAAAAGGGUGCAGAGACAUCCGUUUGAGAGGAUAGCCACGCCUUUCCAGGUGUACAGCUGGACGGCUCCGCAGGUGGAUCAUGCGAUGGACUGCGUCAGAGCUGAGGAUGCCUACACCUCCCGCCUUGGCUAUGAGGAGCACAUACCGGGACAGACCAGAGAUUGGAACGAGGAGCUGCAGACCACCCGGGAGCUGCCGCGCAAGAACUUACCUGAGCGACUGCUGCGGGAGAGAGCCAUUUUUAAGGUCCACAGUGACUUUGCAGCUGCUGCCACUCGCGGGGCCAUGGCAGUCAUCGAUGGCAACGUCAUGGCAAUCAACCCCGGCGAGGAAACGCGCAUGCAGAUGUUCAUCUGGAACAACAUCUUUUUCAGUCUGGGCUUCGACGUGCGGGACCACUAUCGUGAGCUCGGCGGCGAUGCCGCCGCCCACGCUGCGCCGACUAAUGACUUGAACGGAGUACGUGCUUACGGGGCGGUGGACGUGGAGGGUCUCUACACCCUGGGGACAGUGGUAGUGGACUACAGGGGGUACAGAGUAACUGCACAGUCCAUCAUCCCAGGGAUCUUGGAGCGAGAGCAGGAGCAGAGCGUCAUCUACGGCUCCAUUGAUUUUGGAAAGACGGUUGUGUCUCACGGCAAAUAUCUGGAGCUGCUCGAUAAAACCAGCAGGCCACUGAAGGUGCAGCAGCACAAAGUGAUGAAUGAGAAGGAAGAGUCAGUGGAGCUGUGCUCCUCCGUUGAAUGCAAAGGCAUCAUUGGUAACGACGGCAGACACUACAUCCUGGACCUUCUCCGAACCUUCCCUCCUGACUUGAACUUCCUGCCUGUGGAUGGAGAGGAGCUGUCUGCAGAGAGCCAGCGUCAAGGUUUCCCCCGGCAGCAUCGUCAUCGCUUGGCUUGUCUUCGCCAAGAGCUCAUCGAGGCCUUUGUCGAGCACAGAUAUCUCCUUUUUAUGAAGAUGGCAGCGUUACAACUAAUGCAGCAAAAGGCAAACAAGGACUCUAGCAAAACAGACGUGCCCGCCAUUACCGAGACCUCGGCGACAGACAGCGGCGUUGAUUCCACACAGACUACUGCUGCACAAGCGUCGACAGACGGCACAGACCCGACAGACAACAACAACACCUCUGCUGCCCCACAAAUGGCACCUGAAAGUGAAGAAAGCUCCUCAAAGCCCACAACAAACGGGCCUGUGGAUCCCACAGGCACCCAGAACGGGGAAUGCAGAAGCCCACUGGAGGGUAAGGAGCUUGAGGAAAGUAUUCCAGGAUUAGCGCAGGCCAAAGAGCUGGCGGAGACCUUAGUGUCCGAAGAUGGAUCCGGUAUGGAUCCCAAAAGCCGCGAGGUGGUCCUGAACGCCUGCAGGGCUGUGGGCUCCAUCAGCAACACAUCGUUUGAUAUUCGCUUCAACCCCGACAUCUUCUCCCCAGGGGUGCGUUUCCCAGAGGACACGUUGGAGGACGUUCAGAAGCAGAAGCAGCUCCUCAAAGACGCCGCUGCCUUCCUGGUCACCUGUCAGAUCCCAUCUCUGGUUAAAGACUGUUUGGACCACAGCACUCUGCCCAUGGACGGAGCCACGCUGACGGAGGCCUUGCACCAGAGAGGCAUCAACGUCCGCUACCUGGGGACAGUCAUGGAGUUUGUGGACAAGACCCCAGCCAAAGCCCAGCUCGAGCAUUUCUACAGGAUAGGAAUUGUUGAGCUGAUCACAAGGUGUGCAAAACAUAUCUUCAGGACAUACCUGCAGGGCGUGGAGCUCUCUGCUCUCUCUGCUGCAGUCAGCCACUUCCUCAACUGCUUCCUGAGCUCCUUCCCCGACGCCGUCGCUCACCUGCCUCCCGACGAGCUCGUGUCGCGUCGCAAGAGCCGCAAGCGUCGCAACAGGGUCCCCGCCGGCGGUGACAACACGGCGUGGGCCAGCCUGACGCCCAGUGAGCUGUGGAAGAACAUCGCCACCGAGGCUCAGAGCUACUAUCACUUCAAAAUGCAGUGCGAGAGCGUUGACCAGGUUGUGGAGAAGUACGCCCUGCAGAAAACCACCCUGCUCAGAGAGAUCUCAGUCAAAACUGGCAUCCAGAUCCUGUUGAAGGAGUAUAAUUUCGACAGCCGUCACAAGCCGGCCUUCACGGAGGAGGACAUCCUGAAUAUUUUCCCCGUCGUCAAACAUGUGAACCCUAAAGCCUCCGACGCCUUCCACUUCUUCCAGAGCGGCCAGGCUAAAGUUCAGCAAGGUUUUCUGAAAGAAGGUUGCGAACUGAUCAAUGAGGCUCUGAACCUCUUCAACAACGUUUAUGGAGCCAUGCACGUAGAGAUCUGCGCCUGUCUACGCCUGCUGGCCCGCCUAAACUACAUCAUGGGAGACCACCCUGAGGCUCUCAGCAACCAGCAAAAAGCAGUUCUGAUGAGCGAAAGAGUCCUCGGCAUCGAGCAUCCCAACACAAUCCAAGAAUACAUGCAUUUGGCUCUUUACUGCUUCGCCAACGGCCAGCUUUCAACCGCCCUGAAGCUGCUCUAUCGGGCUCGUUACCUCAUGCUGUUGGUGUGCGGGGAGGACCACCCAGAGAUGGCGCUAAUAGAUAAUAAUAUUGGGCUCGUGCUUCACGGAGUGAUGGAGUAUGAUCUAUCCCUGAGGUUCCUGGAGAACGCUCUGACCAUCAACACAAAGUACCACGGAGCUCGUUCCCUCAAAGUGGCUCUCAGCCAUCAUCUGGUUGCCAGGGUGUAUGAGAGCAAGGCAGAGUUUCGCUCAGCUUUGCAGCACGAGAAAGAGGGCUACACCAUCUACAAGAACCAGAUGGGCGAGGCUCACGAGAAGACCAAGGAGAGCUCAGAGUACCUGAAGUAUCUGACCCAGCAGGCUGUGGCUCUGCAGAGAACCAUGAACGAGAUCUACAAGAACGGCUCCAGCGCCAGCAUCAUGCCGCUGAAGUUCACCGCUCCCAGCAUGGCCAGCAUCCUGGAACAGCUCAACAUCAUCAACGGCAUCAUCUUUAUUCCACUCAGUCAAAAGGAUCUGGAGAACCUGAAGGCAGAGGUGCAGAGGCGGCAGCAGCUGCAGGAGCUGGGAAAGAGCGAGGAGCCCGCAGAGGGCAGCCCACUCGAACUAGAAGACAAAAUCCCUGUCGAUUAACUUCCAACAGCUCCAGGCACAGCUGCUUUCUGCUUAAAGAAAAUAAUAGAGGAGAGAGGCUGUGACACGACAGCCAAGCGACGGAGCCUGUGGACCUGAAAACUAAGUAAAUCAGCUUUGAAAUAAACAGGGUGAGGGUGGGGUCAGAGAAGUCCUGGGAAGACAAACCGUAUGGACUGUAGGACAAACGAAUGCAGAGCAGGGGCUUCCUACAAAGUAGGAGAGGGAGGGAGCAGAAAUUACAAAUGACAUAGAUUCAGUGUAAAGGUGCAAUCAGAGUAAAACUGGGCUCACGAAAGACGUCCCUGAAAAGUGUUGGCUGCUUAGACAAAUUUACAUUUGGAAAAGAAACGGCUGCAGCUGGAGGAGAGAGACCAAGAAUGACCAUCACAUUAUGUACCAGAGCCUUAUCUGCCAUAUCAUCACCCCGAAACCACGCUUCUUUUAAGAUGCCUCCAAGGUGCUUCGAAUGAAACGGCACCGAGCCUGCCCAAGAACUCAGGGCGUGUUACCACUGUGCACGAACAGACCCGAAUAAAGGCAGUAAACCAGAGAUUUGUUUCUAAUGGGGGCCGCAGAAUGUAAACUCCCAUCUUUAAGUCACUUUGUAGCAAUCAGAGUUCAUCCGAAAACCUCCCCGAUGAGUCAUGUGUUUAAUUUGUUCUGUCGUUUGUACGUGCUACGUCCCAGGACGGGCGCUUUGAACCGAUCACUUCAUUUGUUUUAAUUUGGUGGGGUUUAUUUUGUUUGGGUUUUUGUUUGUAUGUUUUUAAUGUGUGUUGAUCAUCAGUAAAUUUAAGCCAUGUUUGUUUUAUGGAAAAUGUAUAGAAAUGAGGAAAGGGGGAUGUAUAGAGAUGUAUAAAUCUUGAGUGGAUCUAGUUGGUGUUAAGGGAAAUCACAGAUCUCGAAUACGUCCACUUUAAGCCGUAGAUAUAUCCACAUAUAAAUAUAAAUAUAUACUAGCUGUGUUCAAUCUUUUAUUUUUACAUUCAAACAAAACGGAAUAUACAUGCAUGUGUGUUUGACGGUGUGCGUCUGUGUGUAGUCUGACGGGGAAAUCUGCCGAGCAGGACUGUUUGCUUUCCAAAUGUUUUAUACCUCUGCACACGUGAAAGCUGUUCAAACGCUGAUGCAUAUUUUCUUAAAACAUUCAUGGCCACCAAUGUUGUAAAUCUGCUUACGUAUGAAGUUGGUUGCUCUACUCAUCACCGCACAAACUCUCACUUUUGGACUGUGUUUUUUUUCUUUUGUUUGUUUUUAUUUUUGUUCUGGCUUUCGGAGAUUUAAAAACUAGCCAAGGUUGAGCGGCACUUAUCUUGUGCAACUGCAUGACCAAAAGUGGGCAAAGAGCCGGUAUGAUGUUGCAAAAAAAAAAGAAGGAAAAAAAAAAAGACUGAUACAAAUCUGUUUGUAUACAUGCAAUGUUUCCCAUCUAUUGUAAUUUCCUUACAUUGUUGCAGUGUGUAGAUGUGUGAUUAAAGCAAUAGAGAGGGGAUGCUGGAGUUUUUGAUUGUUUUGUAGAGAAUGUUUUUGUACAUGGCACAAAACAUGCAAAAUGGACUCCCCUUGAGUUUAAGAUGAGCUUGUUCAGAAGUAAAUGUCAAGCUCUUCACAAUGAAUCCUAUCCCCUAAAACUUGUCGCAGCAGUUGCAGAGCCUGUACGUGCCUCUUGUUUAUGUUCUUGAAUUGAACUUGGGUCAUGGUGGGUGAACUUUAGCAGAAUAUAAAGCUAACAUUUCCCUCUCUUUUUUUUUCCGGGUCUUUUGAAUUAGUUUUAACUUUAAUUUGACUUUGUUCGUGUACUUUGUCAACAGUAACACCAACACUGUCCACAAGGGGGCGCCAAACAUCCUUUUGUAAUUUUGAGGGAAUAAUAAAGACGUGCUGCAGGGGCACAAACGCAUUGUUUCUUUUUACAGAACAUGAUGGAUGAGUUUGAGUAUAAAUUGAUUUAAUCACCGUUGCACUACAAAUCCAUACAGAAAACACUUAAAUACCAUAUAUGCUAUCACUUGGCCGGAAUUGAAAAGCAUGUGUGGAUGACGUGUGUUUGACUAUUAUGUCCAAGCUGUUUUGCCAUAUUCAGCGUACAAAGUAAAAAAGAUU